This is a messenger RNA of Penicillium angulare, 1992 nucleotides long. Its product is annotated as ABC1 kinase family protein. The transcript is spliced from 2 exons. Bases 1 to 1992 code for a protein of 663 amino acids. The record is from RefSeq and is a predicted model, not a curated record. NCBI's taxonomy places the organism in Eukaryota, Fungi, Ascomycota, Eurotiomycetes, Eurotiales, Aspergillaceae.
AUGGCGCACGCGACGCUCCUCCGGUCCCUACGACCAAAUCUCACCCUCCGACGCCCCCUCCUUCAAUCUCUCCUCUACCGAUCUGCUCACACUCGCUCGCAAGGCCAAUUCCAACCAUUCGUCCCACCCUCGCCAGCCUCCCUGGGAAAACCCCAAGCCGCAAAAACCUACCCCCGCACUCGAAAAUGGCUCCGCCGACUCCUCUACGCCUCAGCCUUCACAGGAAUAAUCUACACAAUCGACAACCAAUUCUACGCCGCCUCCCUAACGCGCACAGCGCGCACAUUCUCUCUCGGCCUCCUAGUAGCCCUAGAUUACAAAAUCAAUUUCACACCUCACCCGCCAUUCGCCAGUUCCAUCACGGCGCUUCAUGCCCGUAAUGCGGAGCGGUUAUCGGAUCUACUACGUCAUAAUGGCGGGCUGUAUCUGAAGAUGGGCCAGGCCAUCGCGAUGCAGUCGGCUAUUUUGCCGCCGGAGUUUCAGCAUAUGUUUUCAAGAAUGUUUGAUGAUGCGCCGCAGAAUGAUUGGAAGGAGAUUGAGAAGGUUAUAAGGGAGGAUUUUGGAAAGUCGCCUGAGGAGGUGUUUGGGGUUUCCUUUACGGGGGAGCCCGGGAAGGGUGUUAUGGAGCGGAAGGCUCGUGCGAGUGCUAGUGUUGCUCAGGUGCAUUGGGCGAGAUUACAGGAUGGGAGAGAGGUUGCGAUUAAGAUUCAGAAGCAUGAGAUUGUGCAGCAGUUGGCGUGGGAUUUGUGGGCUUUUAAACUGGAUGGAAAAGAGACUAACCAUUCUUUUAGAGUUGUAACCUACAUUUACAGCAACUUGUUCGAUAUUCCUUUCUACAGCUUGGUUCCUUACAUUAGCGAACGUCUGUCGCUAGAAACCGAUUUCGAGAACGAAGCGACUAACUCCGAGAAUAUGGCCCGGUUGGUAGCUGGCGAACCUAGACUCCGCGAUCGCGUCUACAUUCCAAAAGUCUUCCGCGAGCUGAGCUCCAGGCGUGUAAUGACCGCGGAAUGGAUCGAAGGUGUUCGACUUUGGGACAAGGAUUCAAUCACUCGAUCAUGGCGCGGUGGCUGGCGACAGGGUACCCCAGGAUGCCACGGCACGCCUCUAGAUCCUCCAAAGACAAUCCCCCAACCUCAAAACCUUCGAACCGGACAACUGAAACCCGAGCGCACCACCUGGAAAGGUCAAAACGGUCGCGGAGGACUAGGCCUAUCACUGAAAGACGUCAUGACAACAAUGGUUGAUCUCUUUUCUGCCCAGAUGUUCCUAUGGGGAUGGGUACACUGUGACCCGCACCCAGGCAACAUUUUUAUUCGUCGCAAACCCAAUGGAAAACCGGAGCUGGUACUCAUUGACCACGGGCUAUACAUUCACAUGGACCCUGACUUCCGCCACCAAUACUCACGAUUCUGGAAAGCCCUCUUAACAUUUGACAAUAAAACACUCGCUGAAAUCGCCAAGGGGUGGGGCAUCAACAACCCCGAGGUAUUCGCCUCAGCGACACUAAUGCGUCCAUACCGCGGAGGAGAGAAUCAGUUCCAGCGUGGCAUUGAUAAGCUCAGUAAAGCCGAGCGCCAGGAGCGCCACUACGAGAUGCAGCAGCAAGCCCGGAGAGCUAUUCGCGAAAUGCUGGGCGACGAAACAAAAUGGCCACAGGAACUGAUCUUCAUUGGACGGAACCUUCGGAUUGUCCAAGCAAACAAUCAGUUCCUUGGCUCACCUGUGAACCGGCUCAAGAUCACUGCGACUUGGGCAUCACGGGCGCUUGUGGAGUCGCCCGAUUUACCGUUGGCGGAGAAGAUCCGUAAUCUCGGACGACAUGUUGUCUUCCGACUUGUGCUGUUGACUAGCGAUAUCUUUUUUUACUUUACCAAGAUCCGACAAUUCCUCCAUCUUGGAGGAGGUAUGGAGGAUGAGAUCGAAGCCCAGAUGCAGGGCAUUGCUAAAGAUAUGGGUGUAGAGCUAAACCAAAGUAUUUUUGAGGGAUAA